Messenger RNA from Symbiodinium necroappetens, 1482 nucleotides. The record is from the annotation of a GenBank genome assembly. NCBI's taxonomy places the organism in Eukaryota, Dinophyceae, Suessiales, Symbiodiniaceae.
AUGGUGCAGUGCUCGGGGCAAACACAUCAAGCGAGACAUGCACAACUCCCUCUCUCAGAAGAUGACCGCGAGGCAAAGUCCUUCCGGCAGCUGAUUCAUCGAGCUCGCCCAAGAUUACAAAGAGACAGACCCUAUUUUGAAGUCGUUGCGGCAAGGCAGUAUGCCAGAACACACCACUGGACUGCGGCAAGCCACUGCUUAGCUUCGCUACGUGGGAUCAGAGAAGCUCGAUGUCAUGGCUCUCACUACGACGAGUAUGUGCAAGACAUCGUGGAUGAUGCCAGCAGUGCAUGUGUCAGAAGCAGCCGAUGGGAGGCUGCGGUGAUGCUUCUUCGAAAUUUGAACCUUCACCAAGCACCGAGUCGCCAGAAACGCCAUGAAGUUGGCAAUGCAAUAGGGGCAAAAGGACGCUGGAGACAAUCACUUACCUACUUUACCUUCCUGGUGCACUUUGGGAUGCGCCUGUAUCAGCCUUACUACAGCAUGACGAUGCACUCUUGCGGCGAAGCACUUCGCUGGACAUGGAGCCUAGAGCUGCUACAGCACCUCUGCCUUUCGAAAGUUCCCGUGGACAGACAGAGCCCUCAACAUGUUGCGCCGUUUGCACAAGUCGCACAUGCAUGCCGACAGGCAGGUACCCGGUCCAGUGCCUUGAGCGCGCUCAAGAUUCUGCAGACUGCCCGUCGGCUCUCUGCAGCAACGUCUGUUCUCCACGUAAAGGUUAUGGGUGGUUGCAGCCGCAGUGGAGAUUGGGCGAGCGCUUUGACGGUGCUUGAACAAGUCGGGGUGGACGGAGUUCGGCCAAAUCUUCGGACCUACACGGCUGCACUGACUGCUUCUGGGAUUCAGCUGAGCUGGGAGUCUGCUGCUUUUUUCUUGGACUCCAUCAGAUCAUCGGAGUUGCAUCCCGCUGAAGAGACUUUUGAUCGUGUCUUGGAGACCUGCCGCAAGGUCAGCAGUUGGGCUCCGGCGCUGGCAUAUCUGCGCUUUAUGCGAAGGAGUCAUCUGGCCCCGGAUGCCAUACGCUUUGCUUCCGCUGCCCGGGCGCUCUUGAACAAAAACAAAAUUGACGAAGCCCUGGCGGUUUUAGCGGAAAUGCGGCAAUGCAACCUGGACGUGGAGGUCUCGGCACGUAUUGUGUUCACUGCAGGCAUGGGAGCCAGUGCAGAUUCAAUGGCCUGGAACCGUGCCGUCCAUCUGCUUUGUCAAUUCAAUGCUGUCGGCUUCGAGGCAGAUGUUCAACUCUUGUGUGCCACUGCGAGUGCAUGCAGACGAGCAAACAACUGGAGAGACGUUCUGUACCUGCUCGGCCUGGGUGGCAUCGAACUGGAUAUUACUGCUCACAACGUCGCCGUGAGUUCUUGCGCGUGCGUGCUUCAGUGGCAGUGGGCUAGCAACUUACUCAGUUGCUCGCAGCAGGCUGCUCAGCAGCUUGACAAGUUCACAUUGCCAUCCUGGAUGGGACUGACCUCAAGGUCGCAG